UGAAUACACCACUAAGCGUGGGUGAUCACGCUAAUGCUGGGAGGUUUUUUGUUAUUACAUCGCCGGGAAUGUGAUACAGGGACUGUGUGCCAGCUCUGAGACAUACAUGUGGCCCAGUAUAUAUCUCCCCAGGAGUGUAAAUAGCAACAUGAGCUGAUAAACAAGAACAAUUGAGUUGUACAGAGAAGUAAUUUGCUACCUGCUAGAAAGACCUCUUUCUCCCUGUUCUCAAGCUCCACGGCAUGGACUCUCCUGUAGAGGGUCCAGAGCCCCAAGACUCUUUUCAAUACAAGCCCAAUGCAGAGGAGGAGGGAGAGGGCUGGGGCAGUGAUGGUCAUGUUGAAAUCUGUACCUCAAACCUUACAGGAAACAAGAAGAAGAAGAAAAGAAAGAAGAGAUUGUGGAUCAAUCUCACUAACUGUAAAUAUGAGAGUGUGCGUCGUGCUGCCCGCAAAUAUGGUCUGCGAGAGGCUGGGGAAGGAGAAGACUGGACCUUAUUUUGGACUGAUUUUUCAGUCUCUUUGGAUAGAGUCAUGGAAAUGAAGCGAUAUCAGAAAAUCAACCAUUUUCCUGGAAUGAAUGAGAUAUGUAGGAAAGACCUCCUUGCAAGAAACCUGAACCGUAUGCUGAAGCUCUUUCCAAAAGACUAUAGCAUCUUUCCCCGCACUUGGUGCCUUCCUGCAGAUAACAGUGAUUUUCAAGCCUACACAAGAGCCAAAAAGCAUAAAACCUAUAUUUGCAAACCAGAGUCAGGUUGCCAAGGUCGUGGUAUCUUUCUCAGCAAGUCCAGUAAAGACAUACUACCAGGUGAACACAUGAUUUGCCAGGUGUAUAUAUCUAAGCCAUUUAUAAUAGAUGGAUUCAAGUUUGACUUGCGCAUUUAUGUGUUGGUGACUAGCUGUGAUCCCUUCCGCAUCUUUGUGUACAAUGAGGGAUUGGCUCGUUUCUGCACCAACCAGUACAGUGAGCCCACCAAUAGUUCUAUGGAUGAUGUUUGCAUGCACCUGACCAACUAUGCCAUCAACAAGCACAGUGAGAAUUUUGUUCAUGAUGAUGACAGGGGAAGCAAACGGAAGCUUUCAGCCUUCAACAAGUAUCUGGAGUCCAUGAGUUAUGACCCACAGAAGGUAUGGGCAGAUAUUGAUGAUGUGAUCAUUAAGACCCUCAUCUCAGCUCAUCCAAUGCUCAAACACAACUACCACACCUGCUUCCCCAACCAUACAACGGGCAAUGCCUGCUUUGAGAUCCUGGGCUUUGAUGUCUUGCUGGACCACCGGCUGAAGCCCUGGCUAUUGGAGGUCAAUCAUUCUCCUAGCUUCACCACAGACUCUCUUUUGGACCAUGAGGUGAAGGACAACUUGCUGUAUGACACUCUGGUGCUAAUUAACCUGGGGGCUUGUGAUCGCAAAAAGAUCACAGAAGAGGAGAAGCGUAGGGUGAAAGAACGACUACAACAGAAACGCUCCAGAGAGUCCAGGAAUGAGGAAUUUCGGCAGGCCCAGGCUGCCAGUAUGGAGCAGAUGCAGAGAUAUGAAGCCAAUCACCUUGGGGGAUUCCGUCUAAUCUACCCCACAGAGGGAGGAGAGAAAUAUGAGAAAUAUUUUAAACACAGCAGCUCUCUGUUCCAGGAGACUGCAGCCUCUAAAGCAAGGGAGGAGUGUUCUAGGCAACAGUUGCAGGAUCUGCGUCUGAAGCAGGAGCAGAAAGAACGAAAGUAUAAAGGAAAUCACAAAGAUCUGCAAGGAGAAUCUGCAGGAGAAAGAGCCAAACCAUGCAAAGAGCAAACUCACCACAAACACUCCAAACUAAGCUCGGAACAAGAACCACAGGCCAUGCCCCCUAUUCCAACUUCAGCGGGAAGGACAUCCUUGUCUUUGGAUUUGACAAAAGAAGAGGAAGUGGAGGAGGCAGAAAGAGUUAAUGCACUCCUUCAACGAAAAAAGUUGCUUUGGGACUUGGGUGUGGUUGAUCAGGUUUAUCAGUUGUUAAACAGUGCCCAGUCACAGCCUGAUCCCACCAAGCACCCACCUGAACAAGUGAAUGUGUCUUUACACAGCACACAUGACAGUAUCAACAAGUUGGGUACUCUGACAGAGCUUUGGAGGCAUAAACUACCAUGUACUGUUAGACAGGGUAGAGUUCCUCCAGGAGACAAGCCAUGCCUGCAGUAUUUGCACUCUAACCUCAUGCAGCAUUGCACACCACUGAAUUUACGUGAUUGGAGGCCUUCACGGCCCAUACUGAGCGAGCCAACCAGCUUCCAACAUAUUGACCUGGAAACAACGACAGCAUCAAAUGUUGAGCAGCAAGCACUUCCAGAUCACAGGAAGGCUGCUAGUGCACAUUGGGUACCUUGGACAAUUAAUAGCCCUCUUGUCAGACAGGGCAGUAUUAGAUCAUGCCUUCUGGAAUCAAGGAACCGGGCUUCAAUAAUGACUAUGCAACAGCUGGCUUCGAGGCGACUGUGUUGUGAUCCCAUGUCCUCUGACCGUAAAGCCUUGCAGAAUCUGUUCAUUGUCUCCACUUCAGCUCCUCUGCUCCCACGUCCAGGUCACUCUUACACUCUCCACAAAGGCCACUGCAAAAACUCUCAACAAUGACACAGCAACUGAUGUGGGAUACCCUCUUGCUCAUCGACCCAGUCUAGGGUUCUCUCUGUGCAGUAUUUUAAUUCCCAGUCAGUAUGUAUAUGAAAUACAAAUAAAUUUUAGUGCACCUGA
Ictalurus punctatus (channel catfish) is the source of this 2720-nucleotide messenger RNA. It is a transcript of the gene ttll6, whose product is annotated as tubulin tyrosine ligase-like family, member 6. Gene Ontology annotation, biological process: microtubule cytoskeleton organization; protein polyglutamylation. Bases 243 to 2600 code for a protein of 785 amino acids. Gene Ontology annotation, cellular component: cilium. The record is from RefSeq and is a predicted model, not a curated record. Gene Ontology annotation, molecular function: tubulin-glutamic acid ligase activity; tubulin binding. The transcript has 16 exons. Lineage: Eukaryota; Metazoa; Chordata; Actinopteri; Siluriformes; Ictaluridae.